UUCCUGGAUAAACUACACAUGCUAGGUGUUUUUAUUUAUCUGUAUAAUAAACACUGAGUCUGUUUAUUUAUUACUCUGUUUGUGUUUUACACGUUAAUUAUGUAGUUUUACCUCCUGUUCUGUCUGUAAAUCUCUACAUAACGCUUUUAUUGGAGGAUCUGCAGCAGCUGUUGCUGUAUGACAAGCUAACUAGCUUAGCAUCGCUUAUCUACAUUCGUUUUACUUUAUUUACAUUUUAUAUCUGUUGACUUUAAACAUGGCGUCGAUGGCGGCCGCGGAGCCCGCGUUAAGCCCAGGGUCGGUGUCAGCCACAGACUCCCUGGUGCCCGCUAGCAUGUUCGCUCCAGCAGGCCGGGGCUGUGGGGACGAGGACGGGACAGAGAGCUUCGAGGACGGGGAGACGCUCAACGGCGACACCGGGGAUUUCUGCAGCAAGCUGGCCCUGGUCAGUCCUAACGGGGAGCAGUAUGACUCGUUACUGCGGCAGCUGCAUGAGAGGAUGGACGAGGGCUGUGGAGAGACCAUUUACGUGCUGGGAGUGGGGUCAGACGGUGGUGAUUAUGGUCUGAAUGAGAGUGACAUGGAGGCGUCUGUGGCCACGGUACAGUCCCUGUGUGAGCAGGUUGAAGCUGAUCUCAUCCUCCUGAGAGAGCGAGCGGAGAGCGGCGGCCAGGUCCGAGAUUACCUCAUCCGCCGCCGUGUGGGUGAGGCAGACUUCCUGGAGGUCAGGGUGGCGGUGGUGGGGAAUGUGGAUGCUGGGAAGAGCACACUCCUCGGAGUUCUCACACAUGGAGAGCUGGAUAAUGGUCGAGGUUUUGCUCGUCAGAAACUUUUCCGUCACAAGCACGAGCUAGAGAGCGGCCGUACCAGCAGUGUGGGGAACGACAUCCUGGGCUUCGACCGUCAGGGCUGCGUCGUCAACAAACCUGACAGUCACGGUGGCAGUCUGGACUGGACCAAGAUCUGCGAGAAGUCCUCCAAGGUUAUCACCUUCAUCGACCUGGCAGGACAUGAGAAGUACCUGAAGACCACCGUGUUCGGCAUGACUGGCCAUCUGCCCGACUUCUGCAUGCUCAUGGUGGGCAGUAACGCAGGUAUAGUGGGCAUGACUAAAGAACACCUGGGCUUAGCGCUGGCUCUCAAUGUGCCUGUGUUUGUGGUGGUCACUAAGAUAGACAUGUGUCCUGCUAACAUCCUGCAAGAGACUCUGAAGCUGCUGCAGAGGUUACUGAAGUCUCCUGGCUGCAGAAAGAUCCCAGUGCUGGUGCAGAAUAAAGAUGAUGUCAUCGUCACCGCCUCCAACUUCAGCUCUGAGAGAAUGUGCCCAAUUUUCCAGAUUUCUAAUGUCACAGGGGAGAACAUGGACCUCCUGAAGAUGUUCCUGAACCUGUUAUCGUCCAGAACUUCAUUUAAAGAUGAUGAGCCAGCAGAGUUUCAGAUAGAUGACACCUAUUCAGUACCGGGUGUAGGGACUGUAGUAUCAGGAACAACGUUACGAGGGUUAAUCCGGCUGAAUGACACCAUGCUGCUGGGGCCAGACCCUCUCGGUGCCUUCAUCUCCAUCGCUGUUAAAUCCAUCCACAGGAAGAGGAUGCCAGUGAAGGAGGUGCGAGGAGGACAGACGGCAUCGUUUGCUUUGAAAAAGAUAAAGCGUUCAUCUAUAAGGAAGGGGAUGGUGAUGGUGUCACCACGCUUAAACCCACAGGCAUCUUGGGAGUUUGAGGCAGAAAUCCUGGUGCUCCAUCACCCAACAACCAUCUCACCUCGAUACCAGGCCAUGGUGCACUGUGGGAGCAUCAGACAGACGGCAACGAUCCUGACCAUGAACCGAGACUGUUUACGAACAGGAGACAAGGCCACGGUGCACUUCCGCUUCAUCAAAACCCCCGAGUACCUGCACGUGGACCAGAGACUGGUGUUCAGAGAGGGCAGGACCAAAGCUGUGGGCACCAUCACCAAGGUCUUGAUCUCUCACACACACAAAAACUGUCCCCCUCUUCUUCAGUCAACAAACAAUCAGCCGUCAAACUCCAAACCUCCACAAAUCAAGAUGCAGUCAACAAAGAAGGUGAUGAAGAGAGAGGAGGGACAGACAGCAGGUGGAGACGAGAUGAUGGGCAGCGCGACACCGACCGCUUGCAUACCGCCACUACAACAGCCAAAGUCUGGAGGCAGGCGACGAGGGGGGCAGAGACACAAGGGUAAAAGUCAGCCGAACGCCUCAGUGCCCCCUGCUGGUGCAGUCGGAGGCUGUUAAACCUGCUCCGCUCUGUCCGUCAAUUUUGUAGCUUAGAUGAAACCUGGCAGCUGCUUCCACCACUCCUUUAUCUCCAACUUUCAUUUUAAACUUGGACCACAGCACUGCUCCCCCCCCCCCCCCAAACCACCACCACCACCACACACACACACUAACUUAUACACAGUGAACAAGGAGUUCAAACUUCACACUGUCCUUCUUAAGGUUCUUAUGAGAGAAGCAGAGAAACUCAUGAUGGUCCUUCACUGGGUUUUCCUCCGUUCCUUUUAUAAUCUCAGCAGCGCUGCCUGGUGUUAAAGAAGAGGAGUGAUGUUCUACAUUACACAUGACAUAAUGCUCAGAUGAAACAAUUGGUUCAUUAACACUGUAGAUAAAAGUCUGUUGAAGAUUUGUGAUGAUCAGAUGAUAAAAUAAAGAAAAACGUUUCAGCACA
Molecule: messenger RNA, 2690 nt
Organism: Tachysurus vachellii
Lineage: Eukaryota; Metazoa; Chordata; Actinopteri; Siluriformes; Bagridae
Gene: gtpbp1
Product: GTP binding protein 1
Exons: 12
Coding region: 257-2257 (666 amino acids)
Biological process (GO): translational elongation
Molecular function (GO): translation elongation factor activity; GTP binding; GTPase activity
Source: RefSeq, a predicted model, not a curated record